Molecule: messenger RNA, 2025 nt
Organism: Zygotorulaspora mrakii
Lineage: Eukaryota; Fungi; Ascomycota; Saccharomycetes; Saccharomycetales; Saccharomycetaceae
Gene: EAF7
Product: Eaf7p
Exons: 1
Coding region: 1-2025 (674 amino acids)
Biological process (GO): regulation of DNA-templated transcription
Cellular component (GO): nucleus; H4/H2A histone acetyltransferase complex
Source: RefSeq, a predicted model, not a curated record
AUGAUGGCCGCCGAAUGGACCAUUGUUGAUGAAAUAAGGCUUUUCAGAUGGGCUGCAGAAUUCAAGCCAGCAGGAAUUCAUAAGCAUUUCCAUAUGAUAUGCAUAGUAGAGAGAUUGAAUCAUCCAGAAAAGUAUCCCGUGACACUGCUGCAAAAGGAUGGUUCGAAACCUGGCAAGGCUUUUACCGCGAAUGAUGUAUGGGAGAAGCUAUCCCUAUACUACGAUCUUGAUGCCAUGGACAAUCUGGAAUAUCGGAAACCGACAGACCCUUAUGUGCCGACUGGCGGUUCAGACGAAAGCAUGCUGGAGAAGAGGUACGACUUGGCGUUUCAGCGCGAGUUUGAGCUGACCUGGGACGAGUAUGGGGAACUGAUACUGGCCAAUGCGAGAGACGAUGUAGCAGACCAAGAGGAAGAACGAGAAGGAAACGAAAGUACCACGAACAAGAUGCUCAAGGUUGAGAAGAGUAUUCAUCCAAAAUUUGAGGAUCACAAAGAAAUAACGAAUGAAUUAGAACCUCUUUCAGGCAAUAUUCGCACAAGAAGGUCAAAUAGACUUCGCAAAUCUCCAAAAGUCGACGCAGAUAAGGACAAUAGCGACCAAAGUGGACCUGACUCUUUCAGCAAUGAAAGUGCUCCCAAAGAUAACUAUGAGCAAACAGUAGACCUUAAGAAGGCACCUGAUGACAAAGUGUACCAAGGCAAAAUGCAGCAGAUUGGUGAAGAAAGCAAGCUAGCUCAUGAGCUAGGACAAAAACAACAGCAAAAAUCAGAGAAAGAGUACGAGAAACAGAGGGAAAGUGAACAAGAAAAAGAGAAGAAGGAAUCAAAAGAGAACGAUCAAAAACGAGAACUGGAACAAGUGCACGAACAGGUGCAGAGACAGGCGCAGGAACAGGAACAAGUACACAAACAGGUACAAGAACAGGUACAAGGACAGGCACAAGGACAGGCACAAGAACAGGUGCACGAACAGUUACACGAACAGUUACACGAACAGAAUCAGAAGCAGCAACAGCAAAGGCGAGAGGAAGAGAAACAGGAGGGAAAUGAAAAGGAGCAUAAGAAACAGCAGCGAAAAGAGCCUCAACAAACUCAGGGAAAAGAUCUGCAACAAAAACAAGAGAAAGUACAAGACAAGGUUCAAGACAAAGCUCAUGAAAAAGUGAAAGAGAAGGGAGAAAUGAAAGUACAAGAAAAAGAAGAAAUGAAAGUACAAGAAAAAGAGGAAGAAGUGAAGGUGCAAGACAAAGAAGAAGAGAAAGAAACGAAGAAUGUACGAGGGCAGGUACCGGAGAAAGAGCCAAAGAAGGUUCAAGAUAUCGAUGACAAAGAAAUUCAGAACAUGGACCAAAAGCAAGAAAUUACAGAAGUGAGAAGAACGCAACAAGAAUCUCCUCACGAUGGUCCAGAUAAACAUGCCCCUCAAAAUGAAAGUUUAAAAGGCAUCGAUUCAGCUACUGAAGAGGGCAUAGAAACCAAAUUGAGCCACGGAAACGAUCAAUGGAAGGCGGAGAGCGGAGAUGAACGAAGCACCUCUGAAGACUUGCGUAAAGAGGAAAUAUCGGACAUAGAUGUAGUGAUCAAUGUCAACGUCAAUGCCAAUCUCUCAAAGAUACCAUCUAAUGAUCAGCCUCUUGCGAAGAGAACGCGACAUUCAUCAGUAGCAACUCCUGGACCUACUGAACUUUCUCCGAAGAGGAGAAAGAGAAAUGAGGCCACACCAUCUAUUGAUGCAAAGACGAUUGAAUCCACUAAAGGGCCGAAAACAGGGUCCGAAACAGAGUCCAAACCCGACUCCAAAACUGAUUCCAAAACUGAUUCCAAAACUGAUUCCAAAACUGAUUCCAAAACUGAUUCCAAAACUGAUUCCAAAACUGAUUCCAAAACUGAUUCCAAAACUGAUUCCAAAACUGAAAAUAAAGCCCAGAAUACACCAAGCACUGAUCAAGUAAGUCCACCGGCCACCAAAGCACCUAAACGGGUCAGCACAAGAGUGUCUAGUAGGCUUCGGAAUAGAAAGUAG